AUGCCAUUCAUUGUAAGAGGACGACCCCUGAGGGGGGCACAGUAUGCCGGCAACAAAAGGUCCACUGAUGCAUCGGCCCUCUGGUCAGAAAGUCAAACUCAUCUGCACCAACUCAAUCCACCUGAGCCCCUGCAUGCCCCCGCCAGCAGGGGCAAGCCUGUUGGUUCGUCUCAUGGACUCCUUGGAGCAAACAGCGGCACCCAGGUCCACGCUGGCACUGGUUCUGGUGUCAGCCCAGUUCUUGCUUGGCAUGCGGCUAUUAAGGCCGCUCGCCAAGCGCAGGGCGAUGUUGCAAAGUCUGACAUGAGUCCACAAGCAUCAGCAUGCACCGCGGGAGCUGCGCCCGUUGGCUCCUUGGCACAGAGAAAGAGGCAGCAGUAUGCCAAGAGUAAAAAACAGGGGGGGUCCACUAACAGCAGGCCACCUAGAGCGUUAUUCUGCCUGACGCUCAACAACCCCAUCCGCAGGGCCUGCAUCAGCUUGGUGGAGUGGAAACCAUUCGAUAUAUUUAUACUGUUGUCAAUUUUUGCUAACUGUGUGGCCUUAGCCAUCUACAUCCCUUUCCCUGGAGAUGACUCCAAUUCCACCAACCAAGAGCUGGAAACAGUCGAAUAUGCCUUCCUAAUCAUUUUCACUAUUGAGACAUUUAUGAAGAUUAUUGCCUACGGCCUGGUCAUGCACCAGAACUCCUACGUCAGAAAUGGCUGGAACAUGCUGGACUUUGUCAUCGUCAUCGUAGGCUUGUUCAGUGUGGUCCUGGAGAUGAUAACCAAAGACGCUGACUCGGGUGGCCAGACAGGAGGCAAGCCUGGCGGGUUUGACGUCAAGGCCCUCCGAGCCUUUCGAGUGCUUCGCCCCCUUCGCCUUGUCUCUGGAGUUCCCAGUCUGCAGGUGGUUUUAAACUCCAUCAUUAAAGCCAUGGUCCCUCUGCUUCACAUCGCUCUGCUGGUCCUGUUCGUCAUCAUUAUAUAUGCCAUCAUCGGCCUGGAACUCUUCAUUGGCAAAAUGCACGCUACUUGCUAUGUGAUAAAAACAGGUGCCCUGGCAGAAGAGGAGCCAACGCCAUGUGCUGUGUCUGGCAAUGGUCGUCAUUGCACACUAAACUCGACUGCGUGCAGAGAAGGCUGGCAAGGCCCAAACAAUGGCAUCACCAACUUCGACAAUUUCUUAUUUGCCAUGCUGACUGUGUUCCAGUGCAUCACCAUGGAGGGCUGGACUGAUGUACUCUACUGGAUGAAUGAUGCCAUGGGUUUUGAGCUGCCAUGGGUCUACUUUGUCAGUCUGGUCAUCUUUGGGUCCUUCUUUGUUCUUAACUUGGUUUUGGGUGUCCUCAGUGGCGAAUUCUCCAAAGAGCGAGAGAAAGCCAAGGCACGAGGUGACUUCCAGAAGCUGCGUGAGAAGCAGCAGCUGGAGGAAGACCUGAAAGGAUACCUUGACUGGAUCACUCAAGCCGAGGACAUUGAUCCUGAGAACGAAGAAGAUGGAGACGAGGAGGGAAAGCGCAACAGGGUCACAUUAGCGGAUCUCACUGAGAAGAAGAAGGGAAAGUUUGGCUGGUUCACCCAGUCCACAGAGACGCAGGCAAGCGUGCCCACAAGUGAGACUGAGUCUGUAACCACUGACACGCACAGUGGUGAGGACGACAAAUGGCUAUGCUGUGCUCCUCUUUGUAAAAAAAUUACUAAGUCAAAGUGCAGUCGUCAGGGGCGACGGUGGAAUCGUUUCUGUCGCAGAAAGUGUCGUGCUGCAGUGAAAUCUGUGACAUUCUACUGGCUGGUCAUCAUCUUGGUUUUCCUCAAUACUCUCACCAUCGCCUCGGAACACUACAACCAACCAGACUGGCUCACCGAAGUUCAGGAUGUAGCCAAUAAAGUUCUCCUGGCCAUGUUCACAUUGGAGAUGUUGGUGAAGAUGUACAGUUUGGGGCUGCAGGCCUACUUUGUUUCCUUGUUCAAUCGCUUUGAUUGUUUCGUGGUGUGCGGCGGCAUCAUGGAAACAUUCCUGGUGGAGUUGGCCCUCAUGUCUCCACUCGGCAUCUCUGUCUUCCGUUGUGUUCGACUCCUUAGGAUCUUUAAGGUCACACGGCAUUGGGCAUCAUUGAGCAAUCUGGUGGCCUCUCUGCUCAACUCCAUGAAGUCCAUUGCCUCAUUGUUGCUGCUUCUUUUUCUCUUCAUCAUCAUUUUCUCCCUGCUGGGCAUGCAACUUUUUGGGGGCAAGUUUAACUUUGAUGAGACCGUGACCAAACGAAGCACAUUCGACAACUUUCCCCAAGCCCUACUCACUGUGUUUCAGAUUCUGACAGGAGAAGACUGGAAUACAGUGAUGUAUGAUGGAAUUAUGGCAUACGGUGGUCCAGCUUCCUCUGGAAUGGUGGUUUGCAUUUACUUCAUCAUCCUCUUCAUCUGUGGAAACUACAUCCUGCUAAAUGUGUUCUUGGCCAUUGCUGUCGACAACUUGGCCGAUGCUGAGAGCCUCAACACGGCACAGAAGGAAGAAGAAGAGGCCAAGAUGAGGAGGAACAGUGCAAAAGAGCUGGGCACAGAACAGAGAGUGGAAAUAACACAAGACACUGAUGGAGAGACAAAGGUGCCAGUUGAGCUCUUACUGGAGGAGGACAAAGAACUUUAUUCUGUCACUGACUCACCAGUGUGCUGUGUGGAUGACGACAAUGAAGAUCUUCCCGAACUCCCAGUUGGACCCCGUCCUAAAAGACUGUCUGAACUUACUAUCAAGGAAAAAACUCCUCCCAUCCCAGAAGGCAGCGCCUUUUUCAUAUUUAGCAGUACCAACCCGUUUCGUGUGUUCUGCCAUAAGCUGAUAAACCAUCAGAUCUUCACCAACCUCAUCCUGAUCUUCAUCAUGCUGAGCUCUGUGUCUUUGGCUGCUGAGGACCCCAUACGCAACUUCUCUGCACGCAAUAUUAUACUUGGUUAUUUUGACUAUGCUUUCACGGCAAUCUUUACUGUUGAGAUCCUUUUGAAGAUCCUAGGCUAUGCAGACUAUGUCUUCACUAGUAUGUUUACAUUUGAGAUCCUUAUUAAGAUGACUGCCUUUGGAGCUUUCCUUCAUAAAGGAGCUUUUUGUCGGAACUACUUCAACUUAUUGGACCUGCUGGUUGUCGGAGUGUCGCUGGUGUCCUUUGGUAUUCAGUCCUCUGCAAUCUCAGUUGUAAAAAUUCUUCGUGUUUUGAGAGUCCUCCGGCCACUAAGAGCCAUUAACAGAGCCAAAGGACUUAAGCAUGUGGUCCAGUGCGUGUUUGUCGCCAUCAGGACAAUUGGCAACAUCAUGAUUGUCACGACGCUGCUGCAGUUUAUGUUUGCUUGCAUCGGAGUGCAGCUCUUCAAGGGUAAAUUUUAUCGCUGUACAGACGAUGCAAAGAGCAGCCCUGAUGAAUGCAAAGGCACGUACAUUCUCUACAAUAAUGGAGACACUGCACUGCCCAUGGUCAAGGAGCGGCUGUGGUUCAACAGUGACUUCAAUUUUGACAACGUCCUGAUGGCCAUGAUGGCUCUCUUCACUGUCUCCACCUUUGAAGGAUGGCCCACUCUCUUAUACAAGGCCAUCGACUCGAACCGUGAAAACAUGGGUCCCAUCUACAACUACCGCAUUGAGAUAUCCAUUUUCUUCAUCAUCUACAUUAUCAUCAUUGCCUUCUUCAUGAUGAACAUCUUUGUCGGUUUCGUGAUUGUCACUUUCCAAGAGCAGGGUGAGAAGGAAUACAAGAACUGUGAGCUGGACAAGAACCAGCGUCAGUGUGUGGAAUAUGCUCUCAAAGCCCGUCCCCUGCGGCGCUACAUCCCCAAAAAUCCAUACCAGUACAAGUUCUGGUAUGUGGUCAACUCCACUGGCUUUGAGUAUGUCAUGUUUGUCCUAAUCAUCCUCAACACCCUAUGCCUGGCUAUACAGCACCAUGGUCAGUCUCACCUGUUCAACUAUGCCAUGGACAUCCUGAACAUGGUGUUUACUGGUGUUUUUACUGUUGAGAUGAUCCUCAAGCUUAUUGCCUUCAAACCCAGGGGCUAUGUAGGGGAUGCCUGGAACGUCUUUGACGCCAUGGUGGUGAUUGGCAGUGUAGUCGACAUCAUACUCAGCCAGAACUAUUUUGCUGAUGCAUGGAACACGUUUGAUGCCUUAAUUGUUGUGGGUAGCGUGGUUGACAUUGCCAUCACGGAGAUCAAUUCGGCAGCACUCCCUGUCGUCAAGGUGAUAGUGGAACCAGGGAACACAGAAGACAGUGCUCGCAUCUCCAUCACCUUCUUCCGCCUCUUUCGAGUGAUGCGAUUGGUAAAGUUGCUCAGCAGGGGGGAGGGCAUCCGGACACUCCUGUGGACAUUCAUCAAAUCCUUUCAGGCUCUCCCCUAUGUCGCACUUCUGAUAGCCAUGCUGUUCUUCAUCUAUGCAGUAAUUGGAAUGCAGGUUUUUGGCAAAAUAGCGAUGGUGGAUGGAACACAAAUCAACCGUAACAACAACUUCCAAACAUUCCCUCAGGCUGUCCUGAUGCUCUUCAGAUGUGCCACGGGUGAGGCCUGGCAGGAGAUCAUGUUGGCCUGUCUUCCUGGGAAGUUGUGCGACCAAGAGUCGGACUACAAUCCUGGAGAGGAGAAAACUUGUGGCAGUGGCUUUGCUAUCAUCUACUUCAUCACUUUCUACAUGCUCUGCGCUUUUCUGAUUAUUAACCUGUUUGUUGCCGUCAUCAUGGAUAACUUUGACUAUCUCACGCGGGAUUGGUCCAUUCUUGGGCCACAUCAUUUAGAUGAAUUUAAACGGAUCUGGUCCGAAUACGACCCAGAGGCAAAGGGCAGGAUAAAACACCUGGAUGUGGUAACCCUGCUGAGGAGAAUCCAACCUCCCCUUGGUUUUGGCAAGCUCUGCCCACACAGGGUGGCGUGCAAGCGUCUGGUUGCGAUGAACAUGCCUCUGAACAGCGAUGGCACAGUUAUGUUCAAUGCCACCUUGUUUGCCCUGGUACGCACUGCUCUGAAGAUCAAAACAGAAGGUAACUUGGAACAAGCUAACGAGGAGCUACGAGCUGUGAUCAAGAAAAUUUGGAAAAGAACUAGCAUGAAAAUGUUGGAUCAAGUAGUGCCCCCAGCAGGUGAUGACGAGGUAACAGUGGGGAAGUUCUAUGCCACCUUCUUGAUACAGGACUACUUCAGGAAGUUCAAGAGGCGCAAAGAGAAAGGCCUCGUGGGUAGGCGUUCAUUCGACAGGAUUAACACCACUAUGGCUCUGCAGGCCGGCCUGCGCACACUACAUGAUAUCGGACCUGAAAUACGUCGAGCCAUAUCAUGUGACUUGCAGGAUGAGGGGCUUGUUGAUUUGACCGAGGAGGAAGACGAGGGAAUUUACAGGCGCAAUGGCGGCCUUUUCGGUAACCAUGUCAACCACGUCAGUGCGACUCUGCAAGGCUCCACACACCCGACCACUGUCACUCAACGUCCUCUACAGAUCCUCCCCUUUUCCUGCAGUGCCUCAGUAGAACCCACCCAGAUGGGUCCAAGGGAAAAUGACAGAAGCGAGGAGACAGAAAUUACCUCCUCACCUGUCCAGUACAAUCAUCAUCAUCACACCUCUCAUCACUCUGACUACUCCUGCUUUAAUUCGAAUCACCAACAAUUAGCUGUACCCUCCAACGCCAACCUAAACAAUGCCAAUGUGCCACUGCUUCUCUCCGUGACCCGUGGGAGACAGCAGAAAUGUUUGUUAUCGACAGACCGCCUGUCAUCCGCCAAAACGGGAUCACCAGUGUCCACCCGCAAAAAGCCAUGGAAAUCACUCUCCAUGAGGAGGCACUGCUAUGAGGCCUACAUUAGGUCAGAGGUUGGGAGGGGACGCCGCACUGUCUGUCCCAUAUCUGAGCCACGGAAAGCUGACAGUGAUGAAGAGCAAGGCUCAGUAGAGUACUACUACAGUGGGGAUGAGUCCCAGGAAGAUGACAUCAUGCUCGCUAGGGACCGGGUUCCCACCCAAGACUCCAACAACAUAGAGGGUGAAUUUGACGCUGAGGUGUCAAGCAUGGAACAUCAAUCAGAUUGUUUUUAUGAUGAUGACCAGCAGCCCAUAUGCCAAGACGGCAAGCAGUCACCUCGCAGAUGGCUUUUAGCGUCACCAAAAGCCCUCAACAGACCAACCUUCAGUUUUGAGUGUCUUCGCAGAAGAAAUAGUCAGGAGGAAGCUCCGCCUUCUCCUUCUUGCACAGCUCUGCCACUGCACCUGUUGCAGCAACAGGUCAUGGCGGUGGCUGGUCUAGAUGCCAGUAAACUUCAGCGUCUGUCCCCCACGCGGUCUGUGCAUUCCUGGGCCACACCCCCUGCGUCCCCUCUAGCCUACGAUUCGUCACCCUGCUACACCCCGCUCAUACAGGUGGACUGGAGAAGUUCAGGAAGUGUUGGCAACAUCCCAGCUUCGGUAAAGAGGAGUUCAUGGUACACUGAUGGACGAGACAGCACCGCCCAUGGUGAACACUCCCACUCACGACUCCAGCUUCCUGCUAAGAGUUGCUCACGUUUCCUGAAGAAGGGAGGCAGUGCCAACAGUCUAGUAGAGGCUGCGUUGAUAUCUGAGGGUCUGGGUAGAUAUGCCAGGGACCCCAAUUUUGUGUCCGCCACCAAACAUGAGAUUGCAGACGCAUGCGACAUGACCAUUGACGAGAUGGAGAGCGCCGCCAGUAAUCUGCUGAACGGCAGCCUGGCUGACACUAGCAGGGACGCGGCGGUAAACGCGGAUCCUGUUGUGCAAAACAUGCGGGACUACAGUGACGAGGAGAUGUAUGUGGCCAUGAAACGAGAGGAGGAUCUCACGGAUGAGAUGAUUUGCGUCUCGUCACUAUAG
Messenger RNA from Nerophis lumbriciformis (worm pipefish), 6831 nucleotides. The record is from RefSeq and is a predicted model, not a curated record. Lineage: Eukaryota; Metazoa; Chordata; Actinopteri; Syngnathiformes; Syngnathidae.